CUAGGCACCACCUUCCCCGCCUGGAAGCGCCAGCCCCCAGCGCCAGUUGCGCUGCGCCAGGUGCUGUGUCCCGACGGCCGCUCGGCGUGUCCUGACGGUGCCACUUGCUGCCAGCUGGCCUCGGGACAGUACGGCUGCUGUCCCCUGCAGAACGGCACUGCCUGCGACCUGGAGCGCUCCACCUGCACCUCCUCAGCGGGCUGGGCACAGCCCCUGGCAGCCCUGCCCAAAGCUCGUGAAGUGAAGUGCGACGACGAGACGAGCUGCCCCGACGGGAACACGUGCUGCCGGCUGAGCUUGGGCACCUGGGGGUGCUGCCCGCUGGAGGAGGCUGUCUGCUGCCCCGACCACGUGCACUGCUGCCCCCAGGGCUACACCUGCGACCCAUCGGGCAGCUGCCUGCAGGAGGGGGGGGCCCGCCGGCCCUGGGUGCAGAAGACCCCUGCCCUGUCCCGGGGGGGGGACGUGAGGUGUGACGACGAGACGAGCUGCCCCGACGGGAACACGUGCUGCCGGCUGAGCUCGGGCGCCUGGGGGUGCUGCCCGCUGGAGCAGGCCGUCUGCUGCCCCGACCACGUGCACUGCUGCCCCCAGGGCUACACCUGCGACCCAUCGGGCAGCUGCCUGCAGGAGGGGGGGGCCCGCCGGCCCUGGGUGCAGAAGACCCCUGCCCUGUCCCGGGGGGGGGACGUGAGGUGUGACGAGAAGACGAGCUGCCCGGAUGGGAGCACGUGCUGCCGGCUGAGCUCGGGCGCCUGGGGGUGCUGCCCGCUGGAGCAGGCUGUCUGCUGCAGGGACAACCAGCACUGCUGCCCGCGGGGCUACACCUGCAACGUGGCCACCCAGAGCUGCGAGAAGCUGCUGGCACCCACCCUGCUGCUGCGAGCGCCCACCUCCCCAUUCCGGACACCUGCACCCCCCGGCCUGGCCCCCCCCCCGGCCCCCCGCACUGCUGCGAGCUGCCAGCACCGAGCCAGAUGCAGCCAUGCCCUGUGAUGCUGCCCGCUCCUGCCGCGGUGGGCAGCGGUGCUGCCGGAGCCGGGGGGGCUCCUGGGGGUGCUGCCCCUUCACCCAGGGCUCCUGCUGCUCAGACGGCCGUCACUGCUGCCCUGGGGGGUCCCGCUGCACUGGGGGGGGCUGGGGGUGCAGCCCCCAGCGCUGGGACCUACCUGCACCCCGCAGGGUGCUGCUCUGAUGUCCCCGGGACCCCCCCCCCCAGGUACCACCACUCAAAUAAAAAGGUUUCUAGGACAAA
Falco peregrinus (peregrine falcon) is the source of this 1255-nucleotide messenger RNA. RefSeq names its product granulin precursor (gene GRN). Gene Ontology annotation, cellular component: extracellular region. The record is from RefSeq and is a predicted model, not a curated record. Lineage: Eukaryota; Metazoa; Chordata; Aves; Falconiformes; Falconidae.